Molecule: messenger RNA, 1230 nt
Organism: Elephantulus edwardii (Cape elephant shrew)
Lineage: Eukaryota; Metazoa; Chordata; Mammalia; Macroscelidea; Macroscelididae
Gene: MARVELD3
Product: MARVEL domain containing 3
Exons: 3
Coding region: 70-1230 (386 amino acids)
Cellular component (GO): membrane
Source: RefSeq, a predicted model, not a curated record
GCCGAGCAAACUUCUGGUUGGUUGUUGCCCUCGGGUCGUGCACCGGGGUAGGGGGAAACAGAACCGGCUAUGGAAGAACCUUCGAGGGUUCGCGAACACCGGGCCCGACCGAGAGAACGGGACCGGGAUCAGUACCCGCGUUCGAACCGAGACCAACACCCCGAGAGACAGCGGGACCGAGCUGGGGACCGGCGGCGGGAAAGGACUGGAGACGGGCGGCGGGAUUGGGACCGGCGCGGGGAGCGGGACCGGGGGAGGGACCGAGACCCCCACCUGGAGCGGCACAGGCCUGGGGGCCGCCGCCCAGAUGAUCAAAGAGCUGGGGAGAAGGCCCGCUCGAGCCGGACACGGGACGGCCCCCAGGUGCCCCCCUGGGACACAGCCCUGCCCCCCUGGGCCUUGCCCUGGGAGAACCCGGAGACACCCGCGCAGAGGAAGGAGGGCUUGGGGCGCCGAGGCCCCGACAGCGCAUUUACUUCAGGGAGAUACGUGCCCCCGAACCUCAGGCCUGGACAAGAGGAAGUGGAAUUUUACCAGUCAGAGGCUGAAGGACUCCUGGAAUGCCACAAAUGCAGAUACCUGUGCACCGGGAGAGGUGUGGUUCAGAUAGUGGAGGUGAUACUGAAUGGGAUGGUUCUCAUGUGUAUCGUGGCUUCCUACUUUGUCCUUGCCGGAUUCAGCGCCAGCUUCACCAGCAGUGGUGGAUUUGGGAACAAUUACUCGCCAUUUGCGGGCAGUGAGCUGGAGCAGGUCCGGCAGCUGGACCAGAAGUUCACAGUCCUGCGGGCCCCCCUGAUCUACAGCGGCGUGGCUGUUUCUCUGGGCCUGGGUGUCCUCACCAUGGGUGUCCUACUCCAAGGAGCCAAGAGCCUGACAAGACUGCCUGGGAGGUGGCUGCUCCUGGAAGCUGCCUUCAGCCUCCUCGCUGCCCUGGGCUACUGCGUCGGUAUUGGCAUUUACCUCCACGCAGCACUGCAGAUCAACGCCACAGACACCUGCAGAGCGAGAGAGAGGCUGUACGCCCGCAGGGGUCUCACCUGGAUGAACUGCCAGCUGGCAGGCACGGACGGGGCGGCAGCCACCUUCGCCUGCAUCCUUGUGAUUCUGUAUGGUGCCAGCGUGGUGCUGGCCCUGCGGAGCUACCGAGAGCAGCAGCACUACAUGGACAGUCACCGACAGCACGGAAACGCCAGCGACCCGCCAGAAUACCCGUGGUCGGGCACACUCUGA